AUGUCGGGUAUUGACUGCUCUGCUCUCCUUCCUCAGGGUCGCAAGCUCGUGGUGAAAGAGCUCCUGCCAGUUUGCUCUGCCUUCUACUACGUCCAGCCAGCCGACACAUGCGCGUCCGUGGCUCAGUUUCUCAGCAUCACCGAGGAAAGCCUGCAGCAGCUCAACCCCAGCGUUAGCUGCUCUUCUCGCCUCCCCGCGUUCCACUCUCUCUGUGUGGAGCGCACCCCAGCCAAAGCCAGGCCGACAUGUGCCAAUAAGAUACGGAUUGGCCGAGUGGUGGACUUCAAGCAGGUGGCGGCAUCCAACGGAGCCACCAUGGUGGACCUCUGCAGGCUCAACCCCUGGAUCUCCUUCCGCGAUUCCCCGCGCGACAUUCAUAUUGGUAUCAACUGCUCCGCUCUCCUUCCUCAGGGUCGCGACCUCGUGGUGAAAGAGCUGCUGCCAGCUUGCUCUGCCUUCUACUACGUCCAGCCGUUUCUCAGCAUCACCGAGGAAAGCCUGCAGCAGCUCAACCCCGGUGUUAGCUGCUCCUCUCGCCUGCUUGCGUUCCGCUCUCUCUGUGAGGAGCGCAACCCAGCCAAAGCCCGGCCGAAAUGUGAGAGUCAGAUACAGAUCGACCGUGUGAUGGACUUCAAGCAGGUGGCGGCAUCCAAUGGAGCCACCAUGGUGGACCUCUGCAGGCUCAACCCCUGGAUCUGCUUCCGCGAUUCCCUGCGCGACAUUAAUAUUGUAUGUUUUUCCCACAUUCAUAGCUUCUCUGAUGUUAGGGGUGUACUUCAAUGA
This is a messenger RNA of Closterium sp. NIES-65, 783 nucleotides long. Lineage: Eukaryota; Viridiplantae; Streptophyta; Zygnematophyceae; Desmidiales; Closteriaceae. The record is from the annotation of a GenBank genome assembly.